This is a messenger RNA of Suillus subaureus, 1157 nucleotides long. RefSeq lists its product as uncharacterized. The record is from RefSeq and is a predicted model, not a curated record. The transcript is spliced from 3 exons. The coding region runs from base 157 to 1065 and encodes 302 amino acids. NCBI's taxonomy places the organism in Eukaryota, Fungi, Basidiomycota, Agaricomycetes, Boletales, Suillaceae.
AUCAGAUUGAUCGAUGGCCCACCACAUUUGCGCCACAUUGACCGACCCAGAUAUAAGGCAAGUGGAAAGCAGUCGUAUUUCUUGUCCUCUUAGUUUUCUCCACCUCACCAGUUCUGCUGACGAUACCCAGUCAGCGUAACAACAACACCUAGCGCCAUGUCCCCUGCCGGCGAGACAGGCACAUCGUCUACUCCGCCACGCGCCAAUGCACCCGCUCAUAGUACUAGCAAAAUUGAAUCGACCCCAAAUAGCCGCGGGACUGCCGUCGUCAGCGAGAACAUCGGCGUGCUCGGUGUCAAUGUUAAGAAAGUCCGCCCAUGGAUUCAACGGGAUAUCGAGCAGGCUAAGGAGUGCAAAGCAGAUGCCAUGUUGCAAGCCCUCCUGCAGCGCGCUUCUUCCACUCCCGAGACUCAACAGCCCGAGCUUCUACAAAAGUGCCUAAAGGCAGUUCUGCCAGUUUGCAAUGGACAGGUAUCUGCUGGAGAUAUAUACUCUUCGGGCAUCGAGAUAGCCCUGAAAAAAUACGUACGUCCAGGAGUAGAAAACAACCUCUACGCCCCUUUUAUAGAAGCCACCAAUAUUGCGCUCGCUUGUCUUGAAGAUAUCAAGAUCGAUGGGAUGCGCGCUCCUGUCCCCGCCGUGGACAUGAUCUGUCAGCAGAACGAUAUGCCCAUGUACCAAAACCACCAGACUGUGAAGUCAGCUCGGAAACCCGACCUCGUCUUUCUUCCUUUGAACAGCGCAUGCGCCCCCUUCGAGGAUGAGAAGGGCGGUAAGAAGGGAAAACAGAAGGACGACGAGAAGCGCAAGGCUCAUAUGGUCAAGAAUGCAAUGGCAAAACCACCAGCGCCACUACCCUGGAAAGAUGUUCUAGCUUGCAUCGAGUUCAAGAGAAAAACGGACAGGAAGAAAUCGAUUAAACCGCCGCAAUCUUCGUAUAAAGUGAAUGACUAUGUUCCUACCAAGCCAGAAUAUCUACCGGUGGAUCAUCUUAAGGCUGAAGAUCCUGCGCCAGGCCCUUCGCAGACCGCAACACAACCUGCGUCUGACACUGCAAGUAAGUGAUUGUAUUUUUUUGCAAGAUCAAACUAAAUCUGCCGAGCUGUAGUUGUAUCUUCCGGCCUUACUGCCGCACAGGCUUCCAAGGGCGGGUCCAG